Molecule: messenger RNA, 247 nt
Organism: Aspergillus pseudotamarii
Lineage: Eukaryota; Fungi; Ascomycota; Eurotiomycetes; Eurotiales; Aspergillaceae
Exons: 1
Coding region: 8-184 (58 amino acids)
Source: RefSeq, a predicted model, not a curated record
CCAUGAUAUGCUGACUUCCAUCUUGCCGGCUAGCCCACUCUACAUAAAUGCCGAUAUACCCGAGCAUAUAGUAUUGUGCAAACCCAGAUCCACCCGGCAAUGGUUUACCCAUGAACUUACCUGUGGAGAAUUCGCCACUGGACCGUACGAUCAAUGGCUACCAUUGUCGAGAGCUAUGGUGUAAUUCGCAUGUGUAGACCUAUGGCUCGGAUCUGCCGAGAGGCUCGGACUAUUGCCUGUACCUGCU